Messenger RNA from Magnusiomyces paraingens, 606 nucleotides. RefSeq lists its product as uncharacterized. The coding region runs from base 1 to 606 and encodes 201 amino acids. The record is from RefSeq and is a predicted model, not a curated record. NCBI's taxonomy places the organism in Eukaryota, Fungi, Ascomycota, Dipodascomycetes, Dipodascales, Dipodascaceae. The transcript has a single exon.
AUGAAAUUCUCAAUUGUUGCCGUUGCUGCUUUUGCAACCUACUCAUUGGCUGCUCCCAUUGCAAAUGCUGAAGCUGAAGCUGAAGCCAAGGCUAGUCCAUGGUUUUUGAGUAAGCUUUUGAGUCACAAGUCCAGCAGUUACGGUAGCAGCUGUUCCGACUGUUCUUCUUCUGGUUCUACAAACGUUGUAUAUGUUCCAGUUUCUUCAGGAACAACUACUACUCAAACCUCAACUACUGUAGUCAAUGGUGGGGAUGGAGGUUCUGGAGGUGCUGGCGGAGCUGGUGGUGCUGGAGGUGCUGGAGGAAGUGGUACUGGAGCUGGCGGUGGAGGCGGUGGUGGUGCUGGUGGUGCCGGCGGUGGUGGUGGUGCCUCAAGUUCUGGUGCUGGAGGCGGUGCCGGAGGCGGUGGUGGUUCUGGCGGUGGUGGUGGUGCCGGAACCGGAGGUGCAUCUGGUGGAAGCGGUGGAAUUGCCAGUGGCACCACCAGUGGUGGUGGGUCUGGCGGAACAAGUAGCACCACAACGACCUCGGGCAACUCUGGCACCAGUUCAGGGACUACUGACAACACUUCUACAGGAAGCACUUGCACAACACAAUGCUCCUAG